AUGGCAUUUAGUAAAUACACCCUUCCAUCCUUAUGGCUUCUGUAUUUACCAAAAUUGGAAAAUUGUUUGGAGUUGCUCCACGAAAGUUUAAACCACAACAAGUUAAACCAGCUCUUUUACCAGAUGCCGUUGCACAAGCUACAGGCCCACUUGAAAGAGUAUAUAAAUUAAAAUUGAAAGGAAAUGACGAUCCGUUUUUAACAAAUCCUAUAAAAAAGGGUCCAGGAACUAAGGAACAACCAACAUUAAUACCAUCUGUGUUUGAUAGAAGGAUUGUUGGUUGCUUAUGUGAAGAGGAUAUGCCAGGAUUUAAUUGGAUAUGGCUAUAUAAAGAUCAACCAAAACGUUGUGCAUGUGGCCAUUGGUAUAAAUUAAAGCAAGUUAAAAGUCCUCUUGAAACUGUUUGAAAUCAAUGAAUAAAUAAUUUAUAUAAACUUUUUUAAAAAUAAAUAGGCAUAUAUUUUAUAUUAAUAUAACAAUAAAGUAAAUUUAUUAUAAUUUAUAUAUCAAGGCUUGUAAAACAAUGUGUGAUUUAAAAAA
Messenger RNA from Gordionus sp. m RMFG-2023, 540 nucleotides. RefSeq names its product cytochrome c oxidase subunit 5B, mitochondrial-like. Gene Ontology annotation, cellular component: mitochondrial envelope. The coding region runs from base 33 to 407 and encodes 124 amino acids. The record is from RefSeq and is a predicted model, not a curated record. The transcript has 4 exons. NCBI's taxonomy places the organism in Eukaryota, Metazoa, Nematomorpha, Gordioida, Chordodea, Parachordodidae. Gene Ontology annotation, biological process: mitochondrial electron transport, cytochrome c to oxygen.